Durio zibethinus is the source of this 2694-nucleotide messenger RNA. Its product is annotated as putative inactive purple acid phosphatase 27. Gene Ontology annotation, molecular function: metal ion binding; acid phosphatase activity. NCBI's taxonomy places the organism in Eukaryota, Viridiplantae, Streptophyta, Magnoliopsida, Malvales, Malvaceae. The record is from RefSeq and is a predicted model, not a curated record.
CUAAAAAAUCUGAGUAUCUUUGUCUUUUGUAUAUCCAUAAAGUUUUGAAAAAUCCAAAUAUCUCAGAGAUAUAUAGAGAGGAUUGAAUUUCUUGAGCAAACCGUAUUCUUUCGUGAGUCCAUUGAUGAGAAUGGGUUGAGGAAAGCUUGAAUUCAAUUCUUACAAUGACGAAUAUAAGUGCAAUUGAAAUUCUUGGAGACUUAUACAUUUGUGUUUUUGUACACUUCACAAACUCAAUCUCUAUCCCGGAAGAACCAUAUAGCCAAAGAAACUAUGAAACAAAAUAAAAAACAAAAAUUAAAAUAUAAUAAUUUUCAUAUUUUAUAUGCCUUCGACAAAUUUUUUAGCCAAAAAAAAAAACAAUGAUUUGUUUAUUUGUUGCAACGAGAAGACCGAAAGAAAUCAUGUUGGAACCAAUAAUGUGAUCAACGUGCUACUCAAGAACUCUGGGAUUUGUAAAAAAAAAAAAAAAAAAGAAGAACAUACUAGGAAUAUGAGAGACCAAAACGUAGAAGCAGAGAUUUGCUCCUACUUUCUUGCUAAUCUAGUUGGCUACUCAGCUUAUCUUCUCACUUUCAAAAGAUUUCAAAACCUUAAAUGAUAAAUCAAACCAGGAUAAAUCUGGGAAUCUUUUUUUUUUUUACCUUCUGCCUUCGAAUUUGAGAAAAGAGAGUUCUCAUUGCCUGUAUGAAAAUGGCAUGGUGUUGGGUUUUUCUGUUAUUGGUUGCAAACUUAAACUUCGGUUGGGCUCACUUCAAUGGAGCAAAACAUCAUCCCCUGGCUAGAAUCAAUAUCCUCAAAGCUUCUCUUGCCUUUCAUAACUCAGCUUCCAUUACAGCUCAACCUGUUCUUCUUGGUUUAAAGGGCGAGGAUACUCAAUGGGUUACUGUGAAUUUUGUAAAUCCGAAUCCAUCUAUAGGAGACUGGCUUGGAGUCUUUUCUCCAGCAAAAUUCAACUCAUCAACCUGUCCACCGGUGAAUGACCCAAAACAACAGCGUCCAUAUAUCUGUUCAGCUCCUAUAAAGUACAAGUAUGCAAAUGAAUCCAGCUCCGGUUAUACAAAGACAGGCAGCGGUUCUCUGAGGUUCCAGCUUAUAAAUCAGCGAGCAGAUUUCUCCUUUGCUUUAUUUUCGGGAGGAUUAUCAGAUCCCAAAUUGGUGGCUAUAUCGAAUUUCAUAUCAUUUUCAAAUCCUAAAACACCCUUGUAUCCACGCCUUGCUCAAGGGAAGUCUUGGAAUGAAAUAACUGUAACCUGGACAAGUGGUUAUGACUUAGAUGAAGCUGUGCCAUUUGUUGAAUGGGGUAGCAAGGGAAAUUCGCAACUGAGAUCUCCUGCAGGAACUUUGACAUUUAAAAGGAACAGCAUGUGUGGUUCACCUGCAAGAACAGUUGGCUGGCGUGAUCCAGGUUUCAUACAUACAAGUUUCUUGAAAAAUUUGUGGCCAAACUUUGUAUACACAUACAGGAUGGGUCAUCUCUUAUCUAACGGUUCAUUGGUCUGGAGCAAGAUAUACUCAUUUAAAUCAUCCCCAUAUCCUGGACAAGACUCAUUACAAAGGGUCAUAAUAUUUGGCGAUAUGGGUAAGGCAGAACGUGAUGGUUCAAAUGAGUACAGUAAUUAUCAGCCUGGUUCACUCAAUACUACAGACCAACUCAUUAAGGAUUUAAGCAACAUCGACUUAGUUUUCCACAUAGGAGACUUAUCAUAUGCAAAUGGAUACAUUUCACAGUGGGACCAAUUCACAGCACAGGUUGAGCCUAUAGCAUCAACUGUUCCAUACAUGAUUGCAAGCGGUAAUCAUGAACGUGAUUGGCCAAACACGGGAUCAUUCUAUGAUACUAAAGAUUCAGGUGGCGAAUGUGGUGUGCCAGCUGAAACCUUGUUUUAUUUUCCUGCUGAGAACAAGGCAAAGUUUUGGUACUCAACAGAUUAUGGCUUAUUUCACUUCUGCAUAGCUGACAGUGAACAUGACUGGAGAGAAGGAUCAGAACAGUAUAUGUUUAUUGAGAAAUGCCUUGCAUCGGCAGACAGACAUAGGCAGCCUUGGUUGAUCUUUGCAGCUCAUCGUGUUCUUGGAUAUUCCUCUGAUUACUAUUAUGGCAAGAAGGGCUCAUUUGAAGAGCCUAUGGGAAGGGAAAGUUUGCAGAAGCUUUGGCAGAAGUACAAAGUUGACAUUGCCUUCUAUGGCCAUGUCCAUAACUAUGAAAGGACAUGCCCAAUCUACCAGAACCAGUGUGUGAACAAAGAAAGAAAUCAUUACUCAGGCGUUGUUAAUGGAACGAUCCACGCUGUUGUUGGUGGGGGAGGAAGCCACCUUUCAGAUUUCAGUGAAGUCAUCCCAAAUUGGAGUCUUUACAGAGAUUAUGACUUUGGAUUCGUCAAGCUGACAGCAUUUAACCACUCAUCCCUGCUAUUUGAGUAUAAGAAGAGCCGUGAUGGGAAGGUUUAUGAUUCCUUCACCAUUUCAAGGGGCUACAGAGAUGUACUGGCUUGUGUGCAUGAUGGCUGUGAAGCAACAACAUUGGCAUCUUGAACGAUAUCAUUCAUCUUUUGUUGAGUGACCAAUUAAGUGCAUUUUAUCAGUAGAAUUCUUUGGUUGAUUUGUCCUUUUAAAAUGUUCUCAACAACAAAAUUAAUGAAAUUUCAUUGACCAACACAUCAUAUACGCUCAAACAAAAUGGUGGCAGUAGUG